AUGAUAACAACUUUAGAAGCUGAUGUUAACGAAAAUACAGAUAAAAAAAUACUUCAAUUACAAGGUGAACUUGAUCGUUUCAAACAAUAAAAUAUAAAAUAUAUCCAAUCAGGUAUUAAACAGAAAAAAGAGAACAUUCCAGUUCUAGAAGAAAAGAAAAAAGUCUCCAAUAGUAGACUUCAAUUUGCGGAAGAAUAUGCUAAAAUAAAACAGAACGACGUUCCUUCUCAAAUUGAAUGUUACAAAAAAUUACUUGAAACUAUUAAACAACCAGAUUCAUGUUCAACAUUUCUUAGAGAUCAAUAUCAACAAAUAACUCAAUUAAUAAAUUAUCUUAAUUGCUUAGAAUAUGAAAAUAAGGAUAAACGACCCGAUUCUAACAGCAAUAAUCUUCAAGAUAAUUUGAAUUUAGAAAACAAAUCGGAAAAUUUACCCACGACAGUCUCAUCAUUAGAAAAUGAACAAAAACAAGUCGAACAGUUAGAGAACGAAUUAUCUGAAUUAAAUCUAAAGAAAACACAAGCUGAACUUGAUUUACGAGAAAGAAAUAUUAUUAAUAAAUCAAAAGUAAUUGAACAUCAGUUGAAUUAUUUGAAAUUUCUUCCAGAAAUAAAAGCUCUCCAAGAGAAAUCAAUUUUAUUGAAUAAAUCAUCUCAAAUAUAUAGUCGAACUCAUUAUGGAUUUGAUUUACGAGGUAAAAAAUAUGCUUUUCAGUUACCAGAUCCUGGAAAUGAACAGGCUCAGCAGGAUACUAUCAAAAAGAUUAAUGACAUACUUGAACUUGUUGACUUAAUAGAUAAACAAAUAGUUGAGCUGAAAGCCGAAAGACAAAAUCUUAUUGAACAAUCGGAAAUUACUUCGGAAGAAAAGAAAUUGAGUCAUUUUAAAAGUAUUGAAAAGUUUCUAUUGACUCGAUUUAUUCGUUUGUCCGGAUUUGAUCGAUUUACUGAUGGAAAAAUAUUAAAUGGAAUCGAAUCUUUUAUAUCUGUUUUAAUUUCUGAGAUCAUAGAUCGACCUCAUUUGUAUCAAAUUGAUGGUUUUAAUCAACCUGAUCCCAUCAUUGAACAAGGUUUAAACAAAAUUUUAAUGAAAUCAAAAGAUGAGAAUAAUCUUUCUCCAUUUAUAUCGGAAAUUAAUAAAGAGUAUUCUGAUGAAGGUUGCAUUUCUGAAGUUGAUAUUUUAGAAGCAGGAGAAACAAAAAAAAUAUAUAUAUCGAAUGUUUCUGAUUUUGAAGUUCAUAACAAGAAAACACUAUAUCUUUUCAAACAUGAUACUCUGUAUUUUGUUCUGAAACACGAUCAAGCAAUUAAAUUAAUAGAUAAUGAAAAUCUUAAUUUUAAAUUAAAUAUAAAUAAAAAUCUAUCGGAUUUAUCAAAUGAAACAGAUCUAUUAGAAGAUUUAUUUCGAAAACGACUAGCAUAUAGCUAUAAAGAAAAUUUACAAUUAUCGAAUAAAUUAGCACAAGUUUAUCAAAAUGAAAUUAAUCAGUUAAGUCAAAUUCAUUCAACAAAAGAAUUGAACGCAAUAUUUUCGUCAUAUACAAAUCCGACACUUUUUUACUUUCUAUCAAAUAUAGAUGAAAAUUUAGAUCGACUCGGAUUAAAAUUAAACAAAUUUGAUUUCGAAUUCGAAGAAAUAUCAAAUUUUAGCUUAAUUAAAAUAAAAGAUCUUUAUAGAACAGCUAUUAUUAAAGUAUUAUUUGAUGAACAAGAAAGAAGAAAACAAAUUCGUUUAGAAAAGCUAACAAAGAAUGAAAAUGAAGAAAUUCAUUUAACAAAUCUUAUUCAACAAGAUGAAGAAAGAGAAAAACAAUUAUUAGAAAAAAUAGCUAAAACACAGGAAGAAAUUUUUAAAGUUGAAUCCGAUUUAAAUAAAAUCAUUGGUCAAAUGACGCAAUCGGAAGAAAUUUAUAAAAAACAGAUUGAAAAUUUAGAACAAGAAAGAAAGAAGAUUUUAUCAGAGUUGAAUGAUUUAAAUGAAGAAUUAGAUAAAUUAAGCAAAGAUAUGAUUAACAAUGAAAAAGAAAUUCGAAAAAUAAAACAGAAAGUGGAAGAUUUAAAUACUCAAUCACAAAAUGUCGGACCGUUAAAUGGUCAGUUAGUUUCUGAACUUGGUAUUAAUAUCAAAGGGGAUCCAAUUCAAGUUAAAAAAUAUAAAAUUUCCGUAAGUGGUAAUGUUUCUUAUCGAGGAAUUCAUCAAAAUUUAAAAGAUACGAUUGAAAGAGAGAUCAAAUGUCAAAAUGGUGGUUUAUUUUUCGACGAAGAAUAUUUAAAAGUAAUAGCAAACGGAAUAAAUUCAUUGGAUGAUUUACCUAAAGAGAUAAAAUCUGUGAUUGUCGAUAGAAUAAAAAUAGACUAUCAACAACAUGAAUGGGAGGAUAGAUUGAAUAGAAAAUAUGAAAAAGCAGUUCAACAAUUAAAUGAAUUAAAGAUUGAUUAUAAGAAAAUUGUUGGUUGUUAUGUAGAUCAGAUUGAAAUUUUAUGUGGGGGUAUCUUUCUACUAGAUUCAAAUGAUUAUUAUCCAGGAAUUGAUUUGAUAAUUCGAGCUAAACGAAUGAAAUGUGGAAUUGAAGGAAAAUCUGUCAAGUUGAUAACUACAGGGUCAGAUGCACGAGAAUUUCGUUUCAAACAAGCAUCAGAUGGAAGUAAAAAACGUACCUAUCGUGACAUUCCAGAAGGUCAUUCUGGUUACGUUGGGGAAUUCGGUCGAGAUGGUCAACAUGCAGGAAAUAUUUUCAUUAAAAUAGAUGAGACAAUCGAAAAUUUAGAAAAUUUAGAAUCUGUUGAACUUUCAGGUGGCAAGGGAAGUUCAGGACAGUUAGGUGGAAGUGGGGACAGGGGACAUAAGGGAAAAGAUGGAGAAAAUGGCAAAGCAGAAGAUACUCGUGGAUUUGCAGGUGGACAAACUACUUUUGGAUUUGGUCAACCAGGAACACACAGUGGAGAUGGAGGAAAUGCAGGUUUUUCAGGACGCGGUGGUAAAGGCGGACAGCCAGGCAAGUUAACCAUCAGUGAUAAUCAAGGUGAUCGAUUUGAACAAAUCAAAGAUCGGAUUCAACAAAAAGAAGGUUUAGCAGGUGAAGAUCCUGAUUUGUCAAGUAGUACGGCAUCAAAAGGAGGAGAAGGUGGUGAGCCAACGAUUGUUGGAAUGGAUCAAGUCAGAAAUAAAAAGAGUUUUAUUCGUAAAACAACGACAGAGAAUGGUGAAAUUGAUAUUCCCUAUUUAUUAGAAAAAAAUCCUGAAUUGCGAGAGACAAUAGAAAAAAAUGAAGACUUUGGAUACAGGGGUCUUCCGACAUACGUGUCAGUUACGUUCGUUCUUGUAGCUCCUAUUAUUAUUGCUCCUCUUCCAUUACUGAUUGAUGGUACUAUUCCUUAUAGAAUGAGUAAAAAUGAAGAACAAUAUAGACUAAACCCAAGAAGAGAUAAAAAUACGAAAGGAAAAUCAAAAGAAAAUGAAACUAGUCGAUUUCGACAAGAAACUGAAAGAGAAUCCGAAACAAUCAAAAGAGAUUUCAGUGAUACUUCAAACUUAGAUCGAUCUCUGCUCGAGAAAUGUAAGAAAGUAUCAGAAAAUAUUAAAGAGAAUGAUUAUGAACAAAUAGUUAAUCAACUAAAAAUAGAAGAACAAACUAUUAAUAGUAAAAUAGCAGAUUAUCAAAUAGCACAAUUAGACAGUGACAUAAAUGAAUGUGAAAAUAGAUUGCGUCGAUUAAGACAGGAGAAUGUUGAAUUGAUGCAAGAAGAAUCAUUAGCCAUAGGGCAAGAACUUGAAUUAACGACUCGUCAAAUAGAUCUACGAGAUAGAAUAAAUGAAAAACAAUUAACUCAAAAGAUUUCUGUAACUAAUUUACAAAUCUAUCCCGGAUUAUAUCGUCAAUAUCAGGAAGAAUAUGGUAGAAUGAAAGAUUAUUUAAAUGAAUAUAAAAGUGUCAAAGAAAUUCUAUUGAAAAAAAAACGAGAAGAAAAAGCUCAAAUAGAAAAUGAAUUAGCACAAUUAAAUACUAAUUUAAAAGAGAAUAGAAAAAAAUUAAGUCGUUUUAAAGAUGAGAAACUUACAUUAUUGAAAGAAGAAGCUAUUUUAACUGAAGAUAUUUUACAAAAAACUGAAGAAGAAAUACAAUAUGAACAUGAAUAUGAAAUCAAUUAUAUUUUAGAUAAGGAAAUUGAGAGUCCAAGAAUUAGAAAAACUUUUUUAAAUAAAAUCGAAGAAGAUGCUUUUCUACCUUUUGUUCAAAAAUUAACAAAUUCUGAUCAAAAUAAUGGAAAUUUGCUAGUUUUUCGAGUAUUAAGCGCUUCUAUUAGUGGAAAAGAAGAUGAUCAAUUGGUGGAACGUAGUGUUUGUUGGUUAAUUAACUUCGAUCCAACAAAAAUUGAUUUUCAGGAGAUAACUAAGAUUAUUAAGCAAUUCUUUCAAGGAGAUGAAACAGUUCUAUGUCAAUUUGAGAACAGUCAUAAGUCAGCAAAGAUCGAACAGUUUGAUCCAUAUUCUAUCUUCAUAGAAUCGUUAAAAGCGAUGAUAAAUAUACUUAAAAAUAUUUUUCAAACAAAAUUAAGUGAUAUGAAAUUUAAUUUAAAGCAAAUCGAACGAUUUUACAGAGGAAUUCAUUAUAGUUACGAAAUUGACAUGAAUCAAAUAAUUCAAAGUAUUCAAAAUAUGAAGAUUGAUAAUGGUGAUUUAGAAUUGAAUAUAAUUUUUGUUAAUUUUUUGAAACAAAUUGAAUUAAUAACCAUAGAAAAGUUUUUAGAUAAAAUGGAUAAAAAAACUAGGAAUAAUUUAUUGAAAAAUUUGAAAUUAGUUUUAAAUUAUUUAAAUAAUAAAAAUGAAGAAAUAAUGUUUUCUUAUUUGGAUAAAGAUUUCUUAAAUCAAUUAUCUGCUUUAAGAGCAAAAUUAGGCGAUUUUAAUAAUAGUUUAUUAAUCAAUAUAGAAAAUGGUUUAAAAAAUAUAAAAGAAAAGCGAUUUUUACAACAGAUUAAUAUUAUAGAUGAUGUUGAACAAAUGAUUCAAAUAUUUGAUUUUAGAAGAUUGUUUAGAUUAGAAUGUUCGAGCAUUGAUUUUCAUCAUAAUAAUUCAUGUUUGACUAAAUUAGAAUUAGACAUGCUGGAAUUUAAUGAAAAGCCAACUUUUGAGCAACUUAUUUCAUUGGCUAAAAGUUUUCGAGAUGUCCUAGAAGAAAAAAAAGACCUUUUUUAUGGACGAUCUGUAAAAAAUGAUAAGAAAUUUUUUGAAGUUAUCAUUCACAAUUUUGAUUACUUUGCACAGAGUACUUUCGAGCCAAAUUUAUUGGGAGAAUUCGAAGCGGUUAUAACUAAGCUUCCUUUUACGAAACAAUGCUUCGAUGAAAUCUAUCAAGAUUUUUUAAUUAAAAUUAAGAAUAAAAAAGACUUAGAUAAAUUAAUAACAUGUUUAGAACAGAAAAGUCUAUCUUCAAAAAGUUACCAUACCAUUGUAAAUAAAUUACUUUCAUCUUAUAUUGAUCUUGAUGAACCUAAGAAACAAUCUAUAAAAGAAAAAAUUAAUCAAGUUCAAGAUAAUAAUAUUGAACUUGUAUAUAAAGAGUUGCGGAGUUUAAUAAAUCCUGAAGAAGUAGAAGUCAAAUGUGAGCAAUUAAAUGAAGAAUUAAAUGAAAGAAAUCAAGAUAUGGAGUUUAUAAAAAGCAUCAAGCCAAUUAUUGGCGAAAAAUUUCAAACUGUUGAUUUGGAAAAUAUGCCUUUGUCUAGUAUAGAAAAAGUCGUAGAAACAAUUCUAUUGGAAGUGUUUUAUGAACUUUAUGACAUGUAUAAUGAUAAAUCAUUACGAGAUAAAGCCAAAGAGGAUUAUAAAGAACAAGUACUAUUUAUUUUAAAACUAGAUAAAAAUCCUGAAAAAUGUUUUUCUAUGUUUCAAACAUUAUGCAAACAAAGUUAUUAUUGUAAUGAUUUAUUAAAUACGGAUGAUUUUGAAAUGUUCGAUCGAAUAGAAAUUAAGAAUUCUCUUUUUAAACUAGAUUAUUAUUAUCAUAAUAUACCUUGUGACUUAGAAAAUAUACCUUGUCACUUAGAACAACUACAAAAACUUUUUAAAAUAUCAAAAACUUUUUUAUCGAAUCAAACUUUAGAAAAUUGUCCUUAUAAAUUAGACGAUUUCGAGAAUGCGGUUCAUCGAGUUUUAACAAUUUUAAAUAGUGAAUUUGGAAUAGAUACAACUGAAGUCAAGUAUUAUUCUCAAUUAGAAAAACUCAUUAAUGAAGUGCAAUUAUACUAUGAAAGACAUUUAAAAUUCGCUGAUAAAUGUGAAGCCUUUCUAUCCAAUGUAAGUGAUCAUAAACAUAUAAAAGAUGUUCCUAUGAUUGAAACAAAUAUUAAACAAAUUGAGAAAAUUCAAUUUUCAUAUAAAGGUGAAGAAAAACUAUUUCAUUUAUCUAACAAUGAUAAUGCGGAAAUAAAUAUAGAUUGGUUAAAAUAUUUACGUUUCGUUCAUGAAUGCAAUCCUACUGAUCAAGUAUUAGAAAAAAUUAAACUAGAUUAUGUUAAACAGAUUGAAUCAUUAAAAGAACAGAUAGCUAAUGAGCAGCUUGAAGAAUUUAUAAGAAAAUAUAAUCAAAAUGAAAGUUGUGAUAAACAAACAAAAUUUCUAAAUAUUAUUACAAGUAAUAAGAAAAACGAAAUAUUUAUAGAGGUACUUUAUCAUCUCGAAAAUAGUAUUAAAUUUCAAUUCGAACAUGAAGAAAAAUUAAGUGAAACAAUAGCUGAAUUAAAAUCAUUGAACGAAAACAAUCAGUUCUAUGAUAUAAUUCGUAUUUUAGAAGAACAUGAAAAUACUUUAUUUGUUACUUUAAUCAAUUCAUUAUAUAGGCCUAUUUUGGGUAAACAAAUAUCAAGUGAAUCAAUAUUAUCUAAUAACAAAAAGGAUAUAAUUCAUCAAUAUGAACUUGAUUCACAUGUAAAGGAUAAAAAAUAUAAAGAACUUCAAAAGAAAUCAAUUGAACUUUAUUUAGAAAAAUUUGAUCAAGUUUUAUUAAAAAAUUGUGAAGACGGUGACCUUUUUUAUCAAUAUAGAAUACAAAUAUUUAAUAAUUUAUUAAAAGAUACUAAAGAGAAAAAUAGUGAAGAGAUCGAAAAAACUUUAGCUUCACAUUUAAAUCAACAAAUUUUCUCUAGAUUAAAGAAAAAUAAUGUUUUAAAAUACAAUAUAAUUGAUUCUAAUCGUUUAGUAACAAUUCCUAGUACUCGAGUUAAAACAAAUUUUCUUAGUAUAAAAAAACUUGAUUAUUUUUUUGAUAAAAACGGAAGAUUUUUGAUCGAAACAGCUAAGAAAUUAAAUGAAUAUUCUGUAGAGGUUACUUUAGGUGAGCAAAAAAGAAUUUAUGAUUUUUCUUGGCAUAAUUCUGAUCAAUUUGAUGAAAAUUAUCAAAUGUUAAAUGAUUUAUAUACUUCAUGUCGAAUAGAAUUAUUUCAAAAAGCAAUUCAUGAAUUUAAUCAUAAUUUUACGGAAAAAAAUCUAAUAGAAAUAACUAAACAUUUCACCUAUUUAUUUCGAUUAGAAACAUUGAUCAGAUUAAACACAAAGUCUCAAAUUGACACGAUCAUCAAUUUUUUAAAAGAAUUUUAUUCGAUUAUUGUAGAUGCGAUGUUUCCUAAUACAGAAGAUCAACUUAUUAUUUCAGAUUUUAUUUUAGCAUUGAAUUCUUUUGUAUCAUUAGAUGAUAAUAAAAAGAAUAUGAAGAAUUGA
Molecule: messenger RNA, 7710 nt
Organism: Rotaria sordida
Lineage: Eukaryota; Metazoa; Rotifera; Eurotatoria; Philodinida; Philodinidae
Source: the annotation of a GenBank genome assembly